This is a messenger RNA of Colletotrichum aenigma, 519 nucleotides long. RefSeq lists its product as uncharacterized. Bases 1 to 519 code for a protein of 172 amino acids. The transcript has 4 exons. The record is from RefSeq and is a predicted model, not a curated record. Lineage: Eukaryota; Fungi; Ascomycota; Sordariomycetes; Glomerellales; Glomerellaceae.
AUGAGGGGGAAAGACAUCGUGGUCGUCGCGCGUAUAGGAGGAUGUGAGGAACAGGCUCGAGGCCUCGUUCGAAGCAGCGGUCGAGUUCUUAUGCCAUGGCCACGAGAACCCUUUUGGCCACGGUUCAAGCCAUCGCCAGGCUCCAGCCGGUAUGUCAAUCCUCAUCUCAUUCGCAUCCCCCUGCGCCCCAUUUGUUUCACUUGUCGAUUUCCUGGUCCUGACUUGGCAAGAGAGUGCUGUCAGCGUUCCGGUACGUCUCUGUCUGCUUUUCUUCCUCUGUUCCUUUGCUCUUUCGCAUUCUUUCCAUUCCCCAGUCUUCGUGAGUACGUACAACUUCCCCCUGCUUAUCUGAAUUUUUCCUCUGCGCAUCAGCCUUUCCCCCUUAUUUCGUUUGCUUGCGUGACUAAUAUAUUCAGACGACAGCGUCGCGAACGACGCUCUCGCCAGUACGUUUUGCCGCUCCGCCGCCUGCCCGCCUGCCCUCUUCUGUACAGUAGGCCGAUCUCCAACCCCCUCUAA